AUGGCCGCCUCUCAAGAACAGAAGAGCACCCUGCUCCCUCUGCUGAUCUCCAACAACGUCCUCUCGUUCGGCACCUACGUCCUCAAGUCCGGUCGCGAAUCUCCUUACUUUUUCACCUCCUCCCUCAUGCACACCGCACCCUUGCUGCGUGCCUCCUCUGCCGCUUACGCCAGUGUUCUGUCAGCCGAGCCUUUCGUCUCCAAGGCAGCUGACGGCACCACCAAGCCCAACUUCGACAUUAUCUUCGGCCCCGCAUACAAGGGCAUUCCCAUCUGUGCUGCCGUUACCAACGAGCUGGCCGUGCAAGAUGCACUCGCUGCCUCGCCCAAUGGAACAUGGGACAACGUCAGCUACUCAUUCAACCGCAAGGAGGCCAAGGAUCACGGUGAGGGAGGCAACAUUGUCGGCGCUCCGCUGAAGGGCAAGCGCGUGGUCAUCGUCGACGAUGUCAUUACCGCUGGCACUGCUCUGCGUGAGGCUGUCAACAUCAUUCAGAAGGAGGGCGGUAUCGUCGCUGGUGUUGUUGUCCUGCUGGACCGCGAGGAGCGUGUCAGCGAUACCGAGACCAAGAGCGCUAUCGGUGUUGCGCAGCGGGAUCUUGGUGGAGACAUCCCUAUCCGUGCGGUCAUUGGCUUGCACGAUAUUAUUGAGCACUUGGGCGAUAAGUUCGAUGCUUCCGACAUCCAGCGCUUGAAGGAUUACCGUGCCCGCUAUGGCGCGGAGUAA
Messenger RNA from Penicillium odoratum, 726 nucleotides. RefSeq names its product orotate phosphoribosyltransferase. Gene Ontology annotation, biological process: pyrimidine nucleotide biosynthetic process; pyrimidine ribonucleoside biosynthetic process; 'de novo' pyrimidine nucleobase biosynthetic process. The record is from RefSeq and is a predicted model, not a curated record. Gene Ontology annotation, cellular component: cytoplasm. NCBI's taxonomy places the organism in Eukaryota, Fungi, Ascomycota, Eurotiomycetes, Eurotiales, Aspergillaceae. Gene Ontology annotation, molecular function: orotate phosphoribosyltransferase activity. Bases 1 to 726 code for a protein of 241 amino acids. The transcript has a single exon.